CAGUUCUUACCUAUACAAGCACACAUGGGUUUCCACGGAUCGCUCGCUGGCAGGUAACCAGGUGCAUUUGUGUGUAUGCUAGUUAGCAUUUAGCUCAACAUGUCUCAUCAGCUGACUCCAGAGCAGCAGCGUAAGAUCGAGGAGAACAGGCUGAGGGCGUUAGAGAGGCGAGCCGAGAGGAUGGGACAAGCUCCCAGUAUCAACAACCAGUGCUCGGCAGGGCCCAGCAGAGCUGCAGUGCUUAGACAGGCCAGAGACUCCUCCAGCAGCUCAGUCUCUGCACCAAAACUCUAUGUUCCACUCUCCAAACCUCAGCCUGCACAGAGCUUCAACAACCAGAGGCAAGCUGUGCCGACGCAUCAUCAGUCAUCUGCUAAUGGAAACCAGAUCAACCAGAAUAGGCCCAGUACCUCUUCUCCUUUGAGACAGAUCCAAGUUAUCGACCCACUUCCUCAGGGGAAACGUCCACAUGUGAGCAGCGCUGUCUUGUUAAAUGGAGGAGGCGUUGGCGGGAGAGCAGCUCAGUCCAAACCUCACCUCUCCUCCGGCAGCCCUGGUGCUGGUGGUGCAGCCACUUCUUUCUACAAGCAAGCGACCACUAAACCUGCCCAGAGUUCUGUGGCACAGCUUCCCUCACGCGCCUCCACCUCCACCUCCAACGCUGUAGCUGCUAAAAAGCCUUCCAUCUCCGUGAGGGGACGAUGUGUCCCCCACACAGAGGACACUCGCUUCAGAGUAGAAGUGAGCUACCACGCAGAGCUCAUUGCUGUUUUUAAAUCAAUCGCCUCCAAGAACUAUGACCCUGCUACAAAGAUGUGGAACUUCAGCCUGGAGGACUAUCAGCAGCUAAUGGAGGAGGCAGGCUCUAUUCCCUCUGUGUCCCUGAGGCCUCUGGAGGGAAUGGAACUGGUGGAUGUCGCUUCCUUCCGACCCCGUGACCCUGCAGCUCUGGGGGCGCUGCUGAAGCUGUGUAGCGGCUGGCAGAAACCUGGAGCCAAACUGCAGGGCCAGUGCAUCUUGGUGUCGCCCAACAAGUUUGAGGUUGAUGUCGGCUACAAUGUUGAUGUCAUUGCAGCAUUCAAGCAAAUGCCAACAAGCAGCUAUGACAUGAAAACAAGAAAGUGGAGCUUCUCGCUUGAGGAUUUUAAGAAACUCAUGGAUCUCCUUGGUGGGAUAGCAGCAGUGGAGGUGGAGCCUCUGCCCAGGGCAGUAAUCCAGGCUUUCUCUGCCAGUUUUGAUGGGACUGAAGCCAGGUCUUUGGACGUCCCAAAGGCAGACCUGUCCUCCAUCGAACCCUCGCUCACCAACAGCCUUAUGCCCUUCCAGAGGGAGGGGGUCAAUUUUGCAGUGUUUAAACAAGGCCGCCUCCUCCUGGCUGACGACAUGGGUCUGGGAAAGACCGUCCAGGCCAUUUGCAUAGCAGCCUAUUACAGGAAUGAGUGGCCCUUACUGGUGGUGGCUCCCUCCUCCGUACGAUUCACCUGGGCUGAGGCCUUCAGGCGCUGGCUCCCCUCCCUCAGUCCUGACUGCAUCAAUGUAGUGGUGAAGGCCAAAGACAACCUGCGCUCCGGUUUGGUCAACAUCGUCAGCUACGACCUGCUGAGCAGGAUGGACAAGCAGCAGCCUGGAGACCCCUUCAAUGUUCUUAUCAUGGAUGAAUCCCAUUUCCUGAAGAACAUAAAGACGGCUCGGUGUAAAGCUGCUUUGCCUCUACUGAAGGCAGCAAAGAGAGUGAUUCUUCUGUCUGGGACCCCGGCCAUGUCCCGACCCUGUGAGCUCUACACCCAGAUUCUGGCCGUCAGACCUUCACUCUUCCCUCGCUACCACGAUUUCGGGAUGCGCUACUGCGACGCCAAGCAGACGACUUGGGGCUGGGACUACUCCGGCUCUUCUAAUCUUGCGGAGCUGAAGCUGCUGUUGGAAGAGUCUCUGAUGUUGCGCCGUCUCAAAUCCGAAGUCCUGUCCCAGCUUCCUGCUAAACAGCGCAAGGUUGUCACGGUGACCAUAGAUGGGAUCUGCGCCCGCAUGAAAGCAGCGCUGUCGGCUGCUGCCAAAGAGUUGUCCAAGGAACAUCGCAACAAAAUGGAAGAGAAGGAAGCCCUCCUCAUCUUUUAUAACCGCACCUCUGAAGCCAAGCUGCAAGCGAUUAUGGAGUACAUCACGGACAUGCUGGAGUGUGGGAGGGAGAAGUUUCUAGUGUUCGCCCAUCAUAAGUUAGUUCUGGAUCAUAUCUCCUGUGAACUGGGGAAAAAGAAAGUCCCUUUCAUUCGUAUCGACGGGGCCACGCCUUCACUUGAGCGACAGCAGCUGUGUGACAAGUUUCAGCACUCGACCAAGACGUGUGUAGCUGUUCUGUCCAUCACUGCAGCGAACAUGGGAAUCACCCUGCACUCCGCAGACCUGGUGAUCUUUGCAGAGCUGUUCUGGAACCCCGGAGUUCUCAUUCAGGCAGAGGAUCGGGUGCACCGCAUUGGCCAAACCAAGAGUGUGAACAUUCACUACCUGGUUGCCAAGGGAACUGCUGAUGAUCACCUGUGGCCAAUGAUCCAGGGAAAAAUGAAUGUCUUACAACAAGUGGGUCUUUCUGAGUCUAAAUUCUCAGACAACGCAGUGAGCGCCAGCUUCCACUCUAAGGACCCGAAGCAGAAGAGCAUCAUGGAGAUGUUCCAGAGAUCGUUCACAGCUGAGGAAGAUAUGGACGAGGCCAUGUUACUGGAGGCCGCAGACGACUGGGACAACGACCCCCCCGAAGACACCUCUUGACAACAUCACAGCCCCAUCGGACCAAGCCCCAGCAAGGGAGGCAUUAAGGAAUAUUUCAGCAGAUGACUUUUACUGACAAAUUAUUUGUUUAUUUGUGUCCUGUUUUUCUGUUGAUCAUGAGUGAACUUAUGUACUUUUGCAAACGUACCUCAAAUGUUUUUACUUAUUGUCUGUUUUAUGUUGUU
Messenger RNA from Limanda limanda (common dab), 2948 nucleotides. RefSeq names its product SWI/SNF related, matrix associated, actin dependent regulator of chromatin, subfamily a-like 1 (gene smarcal1). The record is from RefSeq and is a predicted model, not a curated record. NCBI's taxonomy places the organism in Eukaryota, Metazoa, Chordata, Actinopteri, Pleuronectiformes, Pleuronectidae. Gene Ontology annotation, cellular component: nuclear replication fork. Gene Ontology annotation, molecular function: ATP-dependent chromatin remodeler activity; ATP binding. Gene Ontology annotation, biological process: replication fork processing; DNA repair. Bases 100 to 2763 code for a protein of 887 amino acids. The transcript is spliced from 17 exons.